GCCUGCACUAAUGGAAGUCCAGCCCAAUUAAGAUUCACUACUCUAUAUAUAUCCAUGGAUCACUCAGUUUCUCCCAAAAACCCUAAUCCCAAAAAACCCUAAUCUCCUUCGCCGUUUAAGCAGUAAGCUUAAGGAGCAGCCAUGGCUAGAAUAAAGGUACAUGAGCUGAGGAGCAAGUCGAAGACGGAUCUGUUAGGUCAGUUGAAGGAUCUGAAGGCAGAGCUUGCACUUCUUCGUGUUGCAAAAGUUACUGGUGGUGCUCCUAACAAGCUAUCCAAAAUUAAGGUGGUAAGGCUGUCGAUUGCACAGGUUUUGACCGUGAUCUCACAAAAGCAAAAGUCAGCUCUUAGGGAAGCUUACAAGAACAAGAAGUACUUGCCUCUUGACCUUCGCCCCAAGAAAACCAGAGCAAUCCGCAAACGUUUGACUAAGCACCAGGCAUCGUUGAAGACCGAGAGAGAGAAGAAGAAGGAGAUGUACUUCCCAUUGAGGAAAUAUGCAAUCAAAGUGUAGGAUAGGAUCCAUUUUGGAUGAGCUUUUUGUUUUUAGAUCAAAAAUAUUUGUCGAACUUACCAGCAAUACAAAUUUUGUUUUGCUUCGUUUUAAUUUUGUGCUUGUGACAUUUGAUACAUGACCAAAUAUGUUUGGAAUGUGACUUUAAUGUUGAUUUCCUGUUUGUUGUCA
Molecule: messenger RNA, 684 nt
Organism: Capsicum annuum
Lineage: Eukaryota; Viridiplantae; Streptophyta; Magnoliopsida; Solanales; Solanaceae
Product: 60S ribosomal protein L35-2
Exons: 4
Coding region: 142-513 (123 amino acids)
Biological process (GO): maturation of LSU-rRNA from tricistronic rRNA transcript (SSU-rRNA, 5.8S rRNA, LSU-rRNA); translation
Cellular component (GO): ribosome; cytosolic large ribosomal subunit
Molecular function (GO): structural constituent of ribosome; mRNA binding
Source: RefSeq, a predicted model, not a curated record